This is a messenger RNA of Sciurus carolinensis (gray squirrel), 6334 nucleotides long. RefSeq names its product zinc finger CCCH-type containing 4 (gene Zc3h4). Gene Ontology annotation, biological process: negative regulation of DNA-templated transcription. The transcript is spliced from 15 exons. The record is from RefSeq and is a predicted model, not a curated record. NCBI's taxonomy places the organism in Eukaryota, Metazoa, Chordata, Mammalia, Rodentia, Sciuridae. Gene Ontology annotation, cellular component: nucleus. Gene Ontology annotation, molecular function: metal ion binding; RNA binding. Bases 241 to 4158 code for a protein of 1305 amino acids.
CUCCCCUUCCCCCUCGCUUGCUCCAUUGCGCGCGGCCUGCGCUAAUUACACCCAACACCCACCAGUGUCCGUGUCUCCCGCCCCCGGGCCCGCAGGCGUGUGUGUGGGGGCUCUCGCCCCGAUGAGGGCCCCGCGCCCGUGAGCGAGUUACCGCAAGGGCGGGCUGCAGAGAAAGCAGGCGGCGGGCGGACGCCCGGGCCUAGGCCGCGCGGCCUACGCGGAGGUCGGCGCAGAGGAACUAUGGAGGCCGCGCCCGGGACCCCCCCGCCGCCGCCAUCAGAGUCGCCGCCGCCGCCAUCGCCGCCGCCGCCAUCAACGCCUUCGUCUCCUCCGUGUUCCCCCGAUGCCCGCCCGGCCACCCCGCACCUCCUCCACCACCGCCUCCCGCUCCCUGACGACAGGGAAGAUGGUGAGUUGGAGGAAGGUGAACUGGAAGAUGAUGGGGCUGAGGAGACCCAAGACACCCCCGGAGGGCCUGAGAGGAGCCGGAAGGAAAAGGGGGAAAAGCACCAUAGUGACUCGGACGAGGAGAAGUCUCACAGGAGACUGAAGCGGAAGCGGAAGAAAGAGCGGGAGAAGGAGAAGCGGAGGUCGAAAAAGAGGAGGAAAUCCAAGCACAAACGCCAUGCUUCUUCCAGCGAUGAUUUCUCUGACUUCUCAGACGACUCAGAUUUCAGCCCCAGUGAGAAGGGGCACCGCAAGUACCGGGAGUACAGCCCCCCGUAUGCACCUUCCCACCAGCAAUACCCCCCAUCGCACAACACGCCCCUGCCCAAAAAAGCCUACUCCAAGAUGGACAGCAAGGGCUACGGCAUGUACGAAGACUAUGAGAAUGAGCAGUACGGGGAGUAUGAAGGGGACGAGGAGGAGGACAUGGGCAAGGAGGACUACGACGACUUCACCAAAGAGCUGAACCAGUACCGGCGUGCCAAGGAGGGCAGCAGCCGGGGUCGAGGUAGCCGAGGCCGGGGCAGGGGCUACAGGGGCCGAGGAAGCCGUGGAGGAUCCCGAGGCCGAGGCAUGGGCAGGGGCAGCCGAGGCCGGGGCAGAGGCUCUGUGGGAGACCACGCGGAGGACGAAGAGGACUUCUACGAGGAGGAGAUGGAAUAUGGGGAAAGUGAGGAGCCGAUGGGCGAUGACGACUACGACGAGUACUCCAAGGAGCUGAACCAGUACCGCAGGUCCAAGGACAGCCGAGGCCGAGGGUUGAGUCGAGGCCGGGGCCGGGGUUCCCGAGGCAGAGGGAAAGGCAUGGGCCGGGGCCGUGGUCGAGGUGGAAGCCGUGGAGGGAUGAACAAGGGCGGAAUGAACGAUGAUGAGGACUUCUAUGAUGACGACAUGGGCGAUGGUGGUGGGGGAAGCUACCGCAGGGGUGACCAUGACAAACCUCACCAGCAGUCUGACAAGAAAGGCAAAGUCAUCUGCAAAUACUUCGUGGAAGGGCGGUGCACAUGGGGAGACCACUGUAAUUUCAGCCACGACAUUGAACUGCCAAAGAAGCGAGAGCUGUGCAAGUUCUACAUCACUGGAUUCUGUGCCAGAGCGGAAAACUGCCCCUACAUGCACGGUGAUUUUCCAUGUAAGUUAUACCACACCACUGGGAACUGCAUCAAUGGUGACGACUGCAUGUUCUCCCAUGACCCUCUGACUGAAGAGACGAGAGAGCUCCUGGAUAAGAUGUUGGCUGAUGAUGCGGAAGCCGGUGCCGAGGACGAGAAGGAAGUUGAGGAGCUGAAGAAGCAGGGCAUCAACCCGUUGCCCAAACCGCCCCCCGGCGUGGGCCUCCUGCCCACCCCGCCUCGGCCCCCCGGCCCCCAGGCCCCUACCUCUCCCAAUGGCAGGCCCAUGCAGGGUGGACCCCCACCCCCACCCCCUCCCCCUCCCCCUCCCCCUGGGCCCCCUCAGAUGCCCAUGCCAGUGCACGAGCCACUGUCCCCGCAGCAGCUGCAGCAGCAGCAGGACAUGUACAACAAGAAGAUCCCUUCCUUGUUUGAGAUUGUGGUGCGGCCCACAGGACAGCUGGCUGAGAAGCUGGGUGUGAGGUUCCCUGGACCUGGUGGACCCCCAGGGCCAAUGGGUCCUGGUCCCAACAUGGGGCCCCCAGGACCAAUGGGGGGCCCUAUGCACCCUGACAUGCAUCCAGACAUGCACCCGGACAUGCACCCCGACAUGCACCCGGACAUGCACCCGGAUAUGCCGAUGGGCCCUGGCAUGAACCCUGGCCCACCCAUGGGUCCUGGAGGCCCCCCGAUGAUACCAUAUGGUCCUGGAGACUCCCCUCAUUCUGGAAUGAUGCCCCCCAUCCCGCCAGCCCAGAACUUCUAUGAAAACUUCUACCAGCAGCAAGAGGGCAUGGAGAUGGAGCCAGGUCUGCUCGGGGACACAGAGGACUACGGGCACUACGAAGAGCUGCCGGGGCAGCCUGGGGAGCCCCUCUUCCCCGAGCACCCUCUGGAGCCUGACAGCUUCUCUGAGGGAGGGCCCCCAGGUCGGCCGAAGCCGGGCGCCGGUGUCCCCGACUUCCUGCCCUCGGCCCAGAGGGCCCUGUACCUGAGGAUCCAGCAGAAGCAGCAGGAGGAGGAGGAGAGAGCAAGGAGGCUGGCUGAGAGCAGCAAGCAGGACCGGGAGAAUGAGGAAGGUGACACCGGAAACUGGUACUCAAGCGACGAGGAUGAGGGUGGGAGCAGCGUCACCUCCAUUCUCAAGACCCUGAGGCAGCAGACGUCCAGCCGACCCCAGGCUUCCGUCGGGGAGCUGAGCAGCAGUGGGCUGGGGGACCCCCGCCUCCAGAAGGGACACGCCUCAGGAGGCCGGUUGUCUGACCCCCGCCUCAGCCGGGACCCCAGACUCUCCCGUCAUGCCGAGGCUUCUGGCGGGUCAGGCCCAGGGGACUCUGGACCCUCUGAUCCUCGCCUGGCUCGCUCCCUGCCCACCUCCAAGCCUGAAGGCAGCCUUCAUUCCAGCCCAGCUGGCCCCAGCAGCUCCAAGGGGUCCGGGCCAACCCCUACAGAAGAGGAGGACGGGGAGCGGGCCCUGCGGGAGAAGGCUGUGAACAUUCCCCUGGAUCCCCUCCCUGGGCACCCGCUGCGGGAUCCGCGAUCGCAGCUGCAGCAGUUCAGCCACAUCAAGAAGGACGUGACCCUGAGCAAGCCGAGCUUUGCCCGCACUGUGCUUUGGAACCCCGAGGACCUGAUCCCUCUGCCCAUCCCCAAGCAGGAUGUGGUACCCCCUGUGCCCGCCGCCCUGCAGUCCAUGCCUGCCUUGGACCCCAGACUGCACCGCUCCACCCCUGCAGGGCCCCCCAGUGCUCGGCAGCGCUCAGGCACCUCCACAGACCCCAGCACAUCUGGCUCUAACCUGCCCGACUUUGAACUCCUUUCUCGCAUUCUCAAGACUGUCAAUGCUACUGGUCCCUCAGCGGCCGCCAGCCCGAGUGACAAGCCCAGUGACCCCAGGGUGCGGAAGGCCCCCAGUGACCCUCGACUGCAGAAAACUGCGGACUCCGCGGCCUCCUCCCGCACUGCCAAGCCCAGCCCCACAGAAGCACCCUCUCCAGCGGUCAGUCCCAGUGGGGAGUCCUCCCCACCAGCCACGGCUCCUUAUGACCCCCGAGUGCUGGCAGCUGGAGGGCUGGGCCAGGGCAGCGGGAGCGGGCAGAGCAGUGUGCUGAGUGGCAUCAGCCUCUACGACCCGAGGACUCCCAACGCGGGUGGCAAAGCCACAGAGCCAGCCACUGACGCAGGUGCCCAGCCCAAGGGCCCCGAGGGCAACGGCAAGAGUGCGGCCUCCAAGACCAAGGAGCCCCCAUUUGUCCGCAAGUCUGCCCUGGAACAGCCAGAAACGGGAAAAACCAGUGCAGACGGAGGCGCUGCCGCAGCCACGGACAGGUACAACAGUUACAACCGGCCGCGGCCCAAGGCUGCCACCGCCCCCGCCACCGCCACCGCCACCCCACCACCAGAGGGCACCCCACCUCAGCCCGGGGUGCACAACCUCCCUGUGCCCACCCUCUUCGGGACUGUGAAGCCGGCCCCCAAGACAGGCUCGGGAAGCCCAUUUGCUGGCAAUAGCCCGGCCCGCGAGGGCGAGCAGGACGCAGGGUCCCUGAAAGAUGUUUUUAAAGGCUUCGACCCCACUGCCUCUCCCUUUUGCCAGUAGUGUUAAGCUGGAGCCAGCGUCCCUACGCCACCCCUUCCCAGGGUGAUAUUUAAGGGCAGCGACCGGAGUUGGGAUUCUGGGCGGAGGGUGGGAUCUGGGUGUUUUUUUUUUUCCCCCUUUUCCUUUUUUUUUUUUUUUUUCUAAUGUAGUAAUUUCUUUGAGACAUAAAUUGUAUAUAACCAUCUUCAGUUCUGGUCAGUGCUGCAGGGCUCCUGGGCUCCCCUGAGAACAUCGGCUCCCGAGUGGGAGCAGCUGUGACCACGCCUGAGCCCCGCGAGACUGGGCCUCCGCCCGAGGCAGGGGCCUGUCUGCUGCCUGGGGGGCCAGUGGGUCUUCUGGAAAGCUUGAUGUCCCCCUGGACAGGGAACAGGAGGUGUCUGAGAAGGCACUGAAGGGCACUCAUGCCACACUCCUGGGCAAGAAGAGAUGGACCAGGUCUCUGCAGGCCUGUGGGCAAACAGGUCAGGGUGCUUCUAGAACCCAGCACGUACUUCCUGUCAAGUCUCAGCAUGCGUCCUGAGACAGCCCACCUCAGGAGAAGGUGGAAAAGUACCAAGGCGAGCAAGGUCUCGGUGGCAUCCUGGGUAUCCUGGCCCUGGCCCACUCCUGUCUCUGAAUACGCACUUGGGGCCCCCUCUGCACCCUCCGUCCAGAAUUCUGAAAAUCGACACCCUCCAGCCUGUGCGGAGACUCCAGGGCGGUAGAUGGACCUGGAGGCAGCAGGGGCUGGUGGGGGGCAGUGGCCCCUGAAGCACUGCCCCCAGGAGGAAGCCCCCCUUUGGAGUGUCUUUUCCGUCAGUAUUACCUGCCUGUCCCCCUAGCCAGGGUCCUCAGAAGCCACAGCACCCAGUGUGCCUGCACUGCCAGCCCUGCCCCCUGGAGGCAGCUCAAGGAUCCGUGGUAUGGCCACUCCGCCAGGCUCCGAGUGAGGGAGUCCUGGGGUGGCUCUUGGGCACAGUGUUUCUGUCUCUGCUCUCUUCGCUCCUCCUCAAGCUGUGUUAUCUGUAGGGCACGAGGUGCUGGUGUGUUUGGUUUUCCUCUCCCAAGCCGACAAAGUGCAUUCAGAGGCUGUCACGGUGUUGGAUUUGUGGCCACUUCCUGAAAGGGGUCCUGAGGAGAAGGGCAGGAGGCUGUAGCUGGGGUGGGGAGGGGGUGCCCUGGGCCCUGUCCAUGAGAGGGACCAGGACCCCACUGUGGGGGGACCAAGGCAUCUGUCUGAGCUAGGACAGCAAAAAUGUCUGCACUGGCCUCUUCCCCAGCUGGCCUGCCCUACUCUGGCCUGUCCUCAGAGCCUGGGUGCCAACCUGUGAGCAUGUCCGAGAGGCUGGCUCGGGGAAUGGCAGACCUGCAGGUCCUGCCUGUCCGAGGUCUGGUGACUCUGGCCCUGCUCACCUUUACUCCUGGUGCCAGCCCCUUGGCUGCCCUGCUGUUCAUGAGACCCAGUCACCCAGCCGGAGGCUCUCCCGCCCCUUCCUGGUAGGAGGCGUGCAGGUCCCAUCCCACACCACCCAAAGGUGAAAAAUGAAUUGCUGAUUUGGGGCCAGAAGCCAGUGUGGGAGAGACCAGGCACCCUGCUGGACCCACAGCCCUGUGGUCAGUUGGUUUGGUUCCUCCUCUUGUCUUUUUGUUUUGUUUUUUAAAAACAAUCAUUAAUGAGAUUUGUCUUCAGCUACCAGUGUUGGCCACCAAGAAAGGGCUGUGGCCACGGUGUGUGUAGAAGUAAGGAUACAGACAGUGUGGCAGUGUUUUGGUUUUUAUGUUUUUUUUUUUUUUUUCUCCUUUGAGAAUUUUCUUUUGUAAAGAAAAAUUAAAUGCUUUUUAAAACCGAAAUCUGUGGAUGAAAUAGAAGCUGGAACCCUCCUCUUGGAAUAUGCAGCCUAAGACCCUCCUGGGCUGUGAAUUCACCCGGAACUUCCACUUGCCGUCAGGCCGAGCUUUUAAAGAAAGAUUGUUCUCUAACCAGGAUUGUAACAAAAGUGUAAAUACUAUUUCAGAGUUGAAAGUUGAUGGUGCAAAUAUGUAUAUAAUGUACUGUAUUUUUACAAUGAUCGUCGCAUGACUUUAUCUUGCCCCCUUUUGUACUCCGUAUCUGUCUUCCAGAAACCUCACCUGUCUUUUCUCCUGUGGUCUCUUAAUCCAAUAAUUGUAUUACUGCCAUUAAAGGAUGCAGUUAUUU